Homarus americanus (American lobster) is the source of this 730-nucleotide messenger RNA. Its product is annotated as kinesin-like protein KIF23. The record is from RefSeq and is a predicted model, not a curated record. Gene Ontology annotation, cellular component: spindle microtubule; nucleus. Gene Ontology annotation, molecular function: microtubule binding; ATP binding; plus-end-directed microtubule motor activity. Gene Ontology annotation, biological process: mitotic spindle assembly; microtubule-based movement. NCBI's taxonomy places the organism in Eukaryota, Metazoa, Arthropoda, Malacostraca, Decapoda, Nephropidae.
CAAGACUCCCACAGGAUGGCGACCACAGACACUAGAACAUAAGAAGGACAAGGAUCCAGUGGACGUUAUUUGCCGGAUAAAACCAUUAGACCAAGACAGUGGUGAACAAUGUAUAACUGUUCUCAACUCUCGCGCUGUGAAGCUGAUGCCUCCACCUACCAGUUAUACCUUCCGCAACAGUGGCAAGGAACAGUAUUACAAGUUCCAACAUGUGUUCAGCCCAGAGGCAUCACAGAAGCACCUGUUUGAUCAAGUUGCUAAACCACUGGUGGCUGAUUUGUUACAGGGGAAGAACAGUCUUCUGUUUGCUUAUGGUGUGACGGGCUCUGGCAAGACAUACACUAUGCAGGGUACUCCAGAAGAUUGUGGUGUACUUCAGAGGACUCUGGAUGUAAUCUUCAACAGUAUACAAGAUUAUCAGGCUGAAAGAUGUGUUUUUGUCCCAGACUGCAUGAAUGGUUUUGAUGUCCAGACAGAAGAUGAGGCAGCUGAGAGUCGUAAGGCAUUGAACACUCAGAUGAAUGUUAACAAGACUCCUCGAACUCAGAGACAAAGGAUAGUUAGUACACCAGCCCAAGACAUCCCACACCGCAUCCCUGAUGGGUCCAGAGUCCACACCCUUAUUGAAGACAACAAGUACGCUGUGUUUGUGACCUACAUAGAGAUUUAUCAAAACUACAUUUAUGAUCUACUGGAACAAUUACCUACCACAUCAUCCUCCAGCAGGUAA